Messenger RNA from Pseudophryne corroboree (corroboree frog), 4617 nucleotides. It is a transcript of the gene TTC21A, whose product is annotated as tetratricopeptide repeat domain 21A. Bases 765 to 4493 code for a protein of 1242 amino acids. Gene Ontology annotation, molecular function: protein binding. Gene Ontology annotation, cellular component: intraciliary transport particle A. The transcript has 28 exons. Gene Ontology annotation, biological process: protein localization to cilium; intraciliary retrograde transport. Lineage: Eukaryota; Metazoa; Chordata; Amphibia; Anura; Myobatrachidae. The record is from RefSeq and is a predicted model, not a curated record.
GGGUAGUGACGUCCCGUGGCAACGGAAGAAGCGGAAUGGUAACCAGGGACGCGGGAGGAGCGCACACUGACACCGAGACAGCUACAGCAUCCCUUGGGACAGAGACAGCCUGGGGAAUGGUGACAUCCCAGUAACAGAGAGAGAGAGAGAGGGGGACAAUGUGUGAUCUUAGGUCUGGGCAGUAAUCAUAUCUUAGAGGAAAAGACGGCUUAUGGAGUCAUGAGCUCUCAGUGACAGAGACAGUCUGGGAGGGAGGAAGAGAGAGAGAGAGACUGAGACUGAGGUAAGGGUGAUACUGAGCUCUCAGUGAUAGAGACAGUCUGGGAGGGAGAGAGAGAUAAGGGGGUGACUGAGCUCUCAGUGGUAGAGACAGUCUGGGAGGAAGGAAGGAAGAGAGAGACACACACACACUGAGGUACUAAGGGUGAUACUGAGCUCUCAGUGAUAGAGACAGUCUGGGAGGGAGAGGACAGAGAGAGAGAGAGAAGGGGGAGACUGAGCUCUCAAUGGUAGAGACAAGGGAGACACAUUGGACAGGGAUGCACAGAUAUAUGUAGCUAUGGUAAAUAGAGUGCUGUAAAGGGAUGGAGCAGCAUAUAUAGACAGUUAGAAGUAACAACAGUUCUAGGUGUCUGCACUUUGUUGCUAAUGUCGAGAAAUAACUAAAUCUACAGUAUAGGUAUAAGUAUCAGGGAGUGAGAGAGGAUCUACUACUAUCCACAUAAUAAUUACCAGUCGAAGGCCAGCAGGGGCAUCAGGUCACAAUGGCGGACACAGAUCCUGAAAUCAUGGCUUCUAUUAUGUUCUACAGUAAAGCGAAUUACUAUUGUCACAUGCAAAAUAUAGCAAGAAAAGGACUGCAAAAGUACUACAAUGAUCCAGUGCUAAUAUUUUUCAAGGCCUAUGGUAUCCUUAUGGAAGAUCGUGUGCAGGAAGCCAUUAGAGAGCUGGAGUCCAUCGAGGAUGUCCCAGAAGUCUCAUUAUGCGCAAUUAUGUUACUUAUAUAUGCACAGAAGAAAAGUGAAUUUAUUGAUCGUGACGCAAUUUCUGAUUUAGAAAGCAAACUAAAGGAAAAUCGGAGAUCAGCAGGGCCUAAAGCCUUAUACUAUGCAGGCUUGCUCUUGUGGGUGCUCGGAAGAAGUGACAAGGCUCAGGAGUACAUUGACAGGAUGUUGAAAAUGUCCAAUAAAUCAAGUGAGGGAUUGGUGCUGAAAGGAUGGCUGCAUUUAACUCCUGGGACCUCUGUUGCAAAAUGUGUUAAAUAUUUUGAUGAAGGAACGCAAGACAAUAAGAAUUUAUUUGGAGUCAUUGGAAAGGCUGAAUGUUUUUUCAUGCAGAAGAAUUUUUCUGGAGCCUUGGAUAUAAUUAAUCAAAUAAUUGUAAGUUUUCCUAAAUUUACAAUAGCACUUACUUUAAAGAUGAAGUAUGUGCUCGCACAGCAAGACUGGGAUCAAAGCAUUGAAAUAGCACAACGAAUCUUAUUGCUAGAAAGGAACAACAUUGAUGCAUUGCAGAUGCUAGUCAUUUACUGCCUCACAAGGGAAGGAAAUGUGCCUAAGGCACUUAACCAUGUGAAAGAAUUGAUCAGUUCUCUGGAGAAUUUGGAACCACGGAACCCAGUACUACAUUUCCAGAAACUCCUUGUAGUUUGUAAUUUGUGUGGAAGAAACCAAUCAAUUCUACAGGAGAUCUCUGGAUUCUGUGAGCGCACCUACAGAAUAUCCCCAGAGCAUGCAGAGCUUGCCACAGAACUGGGCAAUCAGCUCAUGCAUCAAGGCAAUGUGACACAGGCUGCCAGCUGGUAUUCAAAUGCCAUGAAGCUGGAUGGGAGUAACAUAGACGCGCUCAUAGGGAUUAUUUGGUGCCAGGUACUGCAAGACAACUGUGAUGAAGCAGAGCAGCAACUUGAUUUCCUCCGUGAAGUUCAGCAGUCACUUGGGAGAUCAAAGGAGUUAUGCUAUGUGGAGGCAAUCCUUGCUUCAAAGAAACUAAAGGAGGAGAUGAUAGUGAUCGAGCAUCUAAAACAAGCUAUGGACAUGCACUUUGCAGCAAUGAAUGGCCUGCCUCUCGGGGUGGAAUAUUUAGAAAAACUCAAUCCCACUUUUGUUGUUGACAUUGUGAAAGAGUAUUUGGCAUUUUGUCCGAAGCAGCCCACAUACGCAGGCCAAUCUGUUUCACCUCUCCUGGAAAAGGCUUCUGCCAUUUUAGCACCUGUAAUUACAGUAGCACCAUCUCUACCAGAACCUCUUUAUUUCAUGGCUCAAGUCUUAUAUUUAGCAGGGAAUCUGGAUGGAGCACAAGGCACCUUACAGCGAUGUAUAGAGAUGAACCCUGAGUGGGCGGAUGCCCACCUUCUCAUGGCGCAGAUACAUCUGUCACUAGCACAGUAUACUGAGUGCUUGCAGUCUCUGGAGACAGGAGUAAGCCACAAUUUUAAGCACGAAGCUACAAAGCUAAUACAAGACGCCAUCCAUACAUUCCGUGGUACUCCGGAAGAGAUUCGAAUCAUUGUGGCUAAUGCAGAUAUGUCUCUCAGUAAAGGCGAUACUGAAAUGGCACUGAGCAUGCUGAGAGAUGUGACGCCAAACCAGCCAUAUUACAUUGAGGUAAAGAAAAAGAUGGCUGACAUCUAUCUCAGAUAUCGAAAGGAUAAGAAGCUAUACAUUGCUUGUUAUAGAGAGUUAUGUGAACAGCUGCCGGGAGCUCACACAAGUCUUCUGUUGGGAGAUGCCUACUUGGACAUUCAAGAGCCAGAGAAGGCUCUGGAGGUGUAUGAUCAAGCGCAACGAAAGAAGCCCAGAGACGCGACACUGACAAGCAGGGUUGGGUUAUCGCUUGUGAAGACUCAUGAGUAUAAAAAGGCUAUAAAUUACUAUGAAGUUGCUCUGAAGAUGAGUAUGGAAGAAUUUCUGUGCUGUGAGCUUGCUGACCUGUUUCUUAAACUAAAAAAUUAUAGCAAAGCAGAAAAUCUUCUUAAACAAGCUCUAGAUCAUGAGCCUGCAUCUGACUUGCCUUUGAUGGUCGGUGAUGUUAAGUUUCUUAUGUUACUUGGUGAAACAUACAAACACUAUAAAAAAGAAGAAUUGGUUGGAACUUUAAACAAGGCUUUGGAUAUCCAGGCCAGAAUUCUAAAGAGAGUCCCUCUUGAACACCCAGAAAUGAUCACAACACAGAUGCAGGUGGCCACUAAGAUCUUUGUACAACUUGCUGAACAUUACAUGGAGGAAAAGGAUUACCCAAAUGCUCUAAAAUACUACACGGAAGCAAUGCCUUACUGUGAUACAGAUAACAAAUUGCAGGUAACGCUGAAGCUGUCACGUCUUUUCCUAGUAAUGGAUGACUUGGAUUCCUGUGAAACACAGUGUAAUAUCCUUAUAAAGGAUUUAAGACAUAAAGAUGAAGCUACAAUGAUGAUGGCAGACAUCAUGUUCCGGAAACAGGAAUAUGAGAAAGCUAUAGAACAUUAUCAUCAGGUUCUCAAAAAAACACCAGAUAAUUUUACAGCGCUGAGUAAAUUUAUUGACUUACUAAGGAGAAGUGGGAAACUGGCUGAAGCUACAGAGUUCUUCAAUGUGGCACUAGCAAAUUCUUCAAAGAAUACGCUGGAACCUGGAUAUAAUUACUGUAAAGGCCUUUAUAGCUGGCACAUAGGACAGCCUAAUGAGGCACUGAAGUACUUUAAUAAGGCUCGCAAAGACAGUGACUGGGGUCAAAGGGCAAUCACGAAUAUGAUCCAGAUCUGUCUAAACCCAGACAAUGAGAUUGUGGGUGGGGAGGUGUUUGACAGCCUGGAUGUGGAUGACCGUCUCUCAGAGGACAGGAGGGAUUCGGAGAAGGCGGGUGUUCGGACAGCUCAGAAAUUGCUGAAGGAGUUCCACCCCCGCUCCCCACAGGGACAGAACCAGCUGACAGUGUUACAGAACUACUGCCUGAUGGCUACCAGAGACAAAGCCAACGUGGAAACUGCCCUCAGUACAUUCACUGAAAUGGCUAACACUGAGAAAGAGAAUGUCUCGGCUCUCCUGGCAGUCUCCCAAGCUUUCAUGAUUCUCAAGCAAACGCCUCGAGCAAGGAACCAGCUGAAGCGGCUGUCCAAAGCUCACUGGACCCUGGAAGACGCUGAUGAUCUGGAGAAGAGCUGGCUGCUGCUCGCCGAUGUGUAUAUUAAAUCAGGAAAAUAUGACAUUGCAACAGACCUGCUGAAGCGCUGCCUUAAAUACAAUAAGUCUUGUUGUAAAGCUUAUGAAUAUCUCGGCUUCAUUAUGGAGAAGGAGCAGUCAUAUAAAGAUGCUGCAGAGAACUACAAGCUUGCUUGGAACUACAGCAGUCAGUCCAGUUCGGCUGUAGGCUUCAGGCUGGCAUUUAAUUAUCUAAAAGGCAAGAAGUUUCUGGAUGCCAUUGAGGUUUGUCAUAAGGUCCUUAAAGAUCAUCCCACAUAUCCCAAAAUUAGAAAAGAGAUUUUGGAAAGGGCUCAAACCUGUCUCAAGCCAUAGCUCUUCCUUCCACCAACUGUCCUUUUACCAGUGCUGUUUGUAUCGGUAAUGUUGCCAAAAUACUUACAGAUGUAUGUCAUUUAAAAAAAAGUUUUUUUACUAAUAAAGAUUGUUCUUUUUGUUA